Molecule: messenger RNA, 2956 nt
Organism: Glossina fuscipes
Lineage: Eukaryota; Metazoa; Arthropoda; Insecta; Diptera; Glossinidae
Product: raf homolog serine/threonine-protein kinase Raf
Exons: 6
Coding region: 419-2572 (717 amino acids)
Biological process (GO): protein phosphorylation; signal transduction
Molecular function (GO): ATP binding; protein kinase activity
Source: RefSeq, a predicted model, not a curated record
UAAAAAUGACUUAAAAUAAUCGAAAAAUAAAUUAAAUUCAGUUAAAAAAAGAAACAUAAAAAUGUUAUAAAACAUUAGAAGACUAAUAAGAAGUAAUAAACAUCUUUUUAAAGAAAAGUAUGACAGCAAACAUCAACUAGUUUUCGAGGAAAACUCUGCUAUAUAAGCACGAAUUUUUCUUUACAUAUAGAUCCGCGUUUGUUUGAUAUGGUAGAAUAUUUCCCCCGUGGUGGUUAUGUUAUCGAGGAUUUGCUUUGAUUAGUCGAAUUUUUGUUACUUUUCUUGGUUCAAUGCGGGAAUUCACAGCUGUGUUUCGCACGUUGUUAAGCCCAUUAAGCCCACGCAUUUUAUUUGCCUUGUUUGAUGAGGUAAAGCACGUAAAAACAAAGUACGUCGUAGUUGCUUUUAGUUGUGCAAAAUGACUAGUACUCCAUCUUCAGAGGGAGGCAGCGAAGAGCUUUUUGAUCCCUUGCCAGAAGAGCUACAUAACGUCCAGUCCGUGAUUCAUGUCACUCGAGAGAAUAUCGAUGCAUUGAAUGCAAAAUUUGCUAACCUGCAAGAGCCACCAGCGAUGUAUAUAGCUGAAUAUCAGGAACUAACUUCAAAAUUGCAUGAAUUGGAAGCUAAAGAGGCCGAACUGCUGGAACAGUUAAGUGCACAACAAGAAUUGGAAUUGAAGCAACAAUUGCAUACACAAUAUCAGCAGCAACUUCUCAGCGGUGACUACAGCUGCCAGUCACAUUAUCAAAAUCAACAACAAGUACAAUUGCAACAACAGCAGCAACGAAUAUAUCAGAGAUGUUUAUACAAUAAUAAUAGUUCUGGAGGAGGAGGAGGAGAUAUGACGGAUAGUUUUAUAUCCAAUCAUAACAGCAGUCAUUGCAAUACUCUAACACGCCAGCGAAAAGUUUUACUUAGAGCUCAUUUGCCCAAUCAGCAAAGAACGUCCGUCGAAGUAAUUGCUGGGGUACGAUUAUGCGAUGCUCUAAUGAAGGCUCUGAAACUACGACAGCUUACCCCCGAAAUGUGCGAAGUUAGCACUACGGAGAAUGGACGUUACAUUAUACCUUGGCAUGCAGAUAUUGCCAGCCUGCAGGUGGACGAGAUCUAUGUACGAUUGUUGGAUAAAUGCCCUAUAAUGACUCACAUAUCGCACCAAUUUAUACGUAAGACAUUUUUUUCUCUGGCCUUUUGUGAGGGAUGUCGCCGCUUGCUGUUUACGGGUUUCUAUUGCAAUCAAUGCAAUUUUCGGUUCCAUCAGCGCUGUUUUGAUAAGGUGCCCACAUUGUGUCAACAAUUCCCGGUCGACAGUUACUAUCAGCGUUUACUAGCUCAGAAUCCAGAGAAUGCUGUCGGCAUUUUGUAUUCAGGUCGUGGUUGUGCUCCAGAUUUUCAGACCCGUCAUCCGCGCUCCAUAAGUCAACAGGAUCGCUCAAAUUCAGCUCCGAACGUUUGCAUUAAUAACAUAAAACCUUUGACUGAAGCUCAAUGCAAGCUAAUCCAGGUUCAUGGCCCUUCGCAAAUGCAAGCAAAUUAUUUAAAUUCCACUCAGGCUUCGCCCACUGGCACAUUGAAACAUCUAAAGAAAGAGAAUCGAAGCUCGGAAGAAAAUUGGAAUAUACAAGCCGAAGAAAUCCUAACAGGACCUCGAAUUGGUUCUGGGUCAUUUGGAACUGUAUACAAAGCUCAUUGGCAUGGUCCAGUGGCUGUAAAAACCCUAAAUGUAAAAACACCCAGUCCGGCUCAACUGCAAGCAUUCAAAAAUGAAGUGGCCAUGUUAAAGAAAACCCGCCACUGUAACAUAUUACUGUUUAUGGGUUGCGUUUCUAAACCAUCAUUAGCUAUUGUAACCCAAUGGUGCGAGGGCAGUAGUCUUUAUAAGCAUAUCCAUGUGAAGGAAACAAAAUUUAAACUUAAAACCUUAAUCGACAUCGGGCGACAAGUGGCCCAAGGUAUGGAUUAUUUGCAUGCUAAAAAUAUUAUACACAGGGAUUUGAAAUCCAAUAACAUUUUCCUACAAGACGAAUAUUCAGUAAAGAUAGGAGAUUUUGGUCUGGCUACUGCGAAAACGCGAUGGUCAGGCGAAAAGCAGGCACAUCAGCCAACAGGCAGUAUCCUAUGGAUGGCCCCCGAAGUUAUACGUAUGCAAGAGCAAAAUCCAUAUUCAUUUCAAUCGGACGUUUACGCUUUUGGUAUUGUUCUGUAUGAACUGCUGGGCGAAUGUUUACCUUAUAGUCACAUCAAUAAUAAAGAUCAGAUUUUGUUUAUGGUUGGUGUUGGUCUUCUAAAACCAGAUAUGUCCAAGGUGCGUUCUGAUGCCCCACAGGCUUUAAAGCGGCUCACAGAAGAUUGUAUUAAAUACGAUCGCAACGAACGGCCUUUGUUUCGCCUACUACUCAAUAUGUUGGAAUAUAUAUGGCGAACUUUGCCCAAAUUGCAUCGAAGUGCUAGCGAUUCAACAUUAAUUCAAAGCCAACUGCAACAUGAUGAUUUCCUAUACGUAUGUCCUAGUCCCAAUACCCCGGUGAACCUUAACAAUUUUCAAUAUUACCACAGCGCUGGCAAUAUCUAGCGAUGCUGAUCCUUUACUAUGCUUGUGAUUUCAGAAACUUCAUAUUAUUACAACAGUAAGAGCGACUCAAAAAUUUUAAACAAGCAAUUGAAGUGCUAACAGUGCAACAAGAGUAAAAGACGCUUUAAAGUUAAAAAGAAUAAAAUAUAUUAACAGAAGUUGUUCGCAGGAGAAAGAAAAUCUCCAUCUGAUAUUACAGUACUGCACAGGCGUAAGUUAAGCACAAAUUUUGCUGAAGAUUUAAAACAAUAACAGCAACUUUAAUCAAAAUCAACAAAAGCCUCAAUCUUGAAUUCAUUAUUUGUUAACUAUGUAGAUGAUUAACAUUUAACAAAUUAUCAUAGGAUAUGUUUUCUGGUUUAUUUUCAUUAAUUAUUACCAUUA